This is a messenger RNA of Gigantopelta aegis, 3260 nucleotides long. RefSeq lists its product as uncharacterized. The coding region runs from base 39 to 3077 and encodes 1012 amino acids. The transcript is spliced from 25 exons. NCBI's taxonomy places the organism in Eukaryota, Metazoa, Mollusca, Gastropoda, Neomphalida, Peltospiridae. The record is from RefSeq and is a predicted model, not a curated record.
AAAUAAAAGGUGAUCCCAUACUAUAAAGACUACUAAAGAUGGAUGAAAAGCGCCCUGAAACUCCAGAGAGUGGUGUCCCUUUAGAAAAGAAAUGCAACAUUCAGCACAGAUCAGACUUGUUGAUGGAACAUCAUAUACAAAAUGUGCAGCAGACGCAAGAUGCACUGAAAUUUGCCCUCGUUGAUCUGGAACAUGCUAAGAAUGAAGAUGAGAUUGAAGAACUCCGGGUCAGAGUUCACGAAUUGCAAAAGAAAUCUGAAUGGCAAAUGACAACACUGCAGGUGAUGCACAAGCUGAACACCGAACUGUCGUAUGCCCGAGCUGAUCUGGACGAGGCUCUGUACAAUGGGAACGGUGACAUCAACGCUGCCCGUAAGAGAGUCAUCUGGCUGGAGGACAGGAUGGGCACCCUCUGUGGCAAGAAACGGCUUACGAGUCGACCUUCUGUACAUCAACUUUCUAUUCAAGUUCACGCCACUGACACUGAUGAUGAUGCUGAACAAGAUACCUCUAGAAAAGAGAAAGGCAAAAUGGUUGACAGUCUGGCUCUGUCACUGUACAGAGAAGGAAGUACUUUCUCGUCCGAUACAGAUAGAACUCCUCGUUUUCGAUACAGUUCAUCCAUAAUCACUCCCGACAAACCAAUCUCUACAAGAAGGAGUCGAUCAGAAACAGAUGUUGAAGAGAAGAAAAAGAAACUCGAGGAGCUAGAAAAAGAAAAGUUGCCUGAAAUUGAACAUAAAGAAGAAGAUGAGGAAGAAGAUGAUGUAGGAGAGGAGGAAAGUGAAGAAGCAGACGACAGUGAAGUUGAAGGUCGUGGACUAGCAAGUCCAAGUUCAGAUAUGAUCGUUUCAUCCCAGGACAGCACGGAACCUCAUUCAGAUGAUGUAAAACUGGACAAGGAAUCUGAUAAAAUGGCUGUGGAACAAAAAGCUGAGGAUAUUUUUCUCACAGAGGUUACAGAAACUCCCAAGAGCAAGGUCACCAUUCAGACUCCUGGAACUAUGGAGAGAGCACAGACUUUUCCUGUAGCAGUGAAAGACCCAGCCACAGAAUACUGGGAGUCUGAGCACCACCGUUUUGAGAAGACCGACUUCUCUGAUGUCUUGUGUGAACUCGACCCAUCAUCAUACCACAGUGUGCCUCUAGCCGUCCCAGGCUGCUUCAUUGGAAAAGAAGAGAGUUGCCCUAAUUUUCGUGAGUUGCCCUGGAAAUCUAAUCUGAAAGAUACAGACAUCAAAGAUAUUCAUAGAAUAGCUCUAGACAGACUAGCCAUGAGGGUACAUGGUAUGUACGACAAGGUCUAUUCUGCUGCCAUGUUAUCCGUAAACCUGAGUCGCAAACCAGAUGACCAACGGCGGGAAACAAGCUUCUUCACCAGUCGAGAGAAUAAUCUUUUGGGUAAAGAUAAAAAGGAAGAUUCCAGCCGUCCUCCAUCCGGUGAUGACUCGAGGUCUGUCAUUGUUCUACCUAAGAUUGAGCCACGCCGUCUGGGAACGUCCGCGUCACGACAUCUCGUGUACUAUCCCAAACCCAUCCCUCCACCAGAGGUUCUACCCAUUACCAGAACGGUCUGUACUCCUAAUAAAAGCCAUGAAUUUCCAAAAUUUGCAAGUUUCUUCGGAGACCCAGAUGAGGCCCAGGAGGAACCUGCUGUAAGAAUUGUUGACCAGCGGAAUCUGCUGGAAGAAACCAAACUGGUCUUAUACAGAGAGAAGAAGAAGCCCAAGAAAAAUGUUCUGAGCACCAAUGAGAAACGCUUUAGACGUAUGAUUGAACGAGAAAAGACUGCAGGGAGCAAGGCUUCAUCAAAGAAGUUGAAGAAAACAUUUCGACUGGCUAAAUCAAUUGCACAGUUGAAAGGAGGUAUCAGUGCCUGGCCACAGAUUAAACCACAGACAAAAGGCAAUGAAUACUCUGGACUUAGAUGGGAGAGAGUGAAGGGGAUUGUUCACUCCAAUCUUAUGUCCGAUAAACCCGAGGAGAGAAAAGAUGCUGCUAAGCAACUGGGUGCACUGCGUUGUGGUGACACGAUGGUCUUCUAUGCACUUAAACAGAGGCUGACAGAUGACGAAGACAUGAGAGUUCGAUAUGAGGCGGCAAAAUCUCUUGUUCUUCUCGGUUCCUGGGAAGAAGAUGUCUUACAGGUCGUUUUGAAAUUUUUGCUAAUUGGCAACUCUGAGAUUCGCAGUGACCUCAUCCGUACCAUGAUGAAUGGGAAAAAUGUGCAGUAUGUUAACAAAACAGUGAAUGUGUUUGUUGAACUGGUGAAAAUAUUGAGCCAUUUCUGUCGGAACCCCGACCCUGAUGACAUGACCUCGUUUGAGGCAGCGGUUCUGCUUGGACGACUCUGUGUAGCAGACGUCAAUGCGAAGAAAAAACUAAAAGAUUCUCUUCAUCAGAGUCAUGACACUCACAUCAAGGCCAAGGCUCUCGAAGUCCUUGUGAAGCAGCUCAACUGUACAGACUCGGUUGUUGUGCACAAUGUUCAAAACCUUCUGCGCACGUCGCCGUCUUGGAAACACAGGGAGCUAGCAGCCAAGCUUCUCAUCUCGCUGGGACCUGGCCAUCCGUGUGUGUUGGAUGCUUAUGAAAACAUUUAUGGUUUACUGGAGCGGAAACUGUGGGAUGAUCCAAAUGCAGAUGUUAGGAUUGCUUCUGCCAAGGCACUCACCGCAUUGGGGAUGUUCACAAGAGCCUGUGAGUCAACAGAAAAGAAGCUUGAAAACUCUGAGGAAGAUGUUAGAUCCCAGGCUGCCAUUUCUGUUGGAACUCUGGGAAUGAAGAGUGAAAAGCUGACUCGACUUCUGCUGGAGAUGUUAGAGCUGGACUCCAGUGAAUAUGUCCGUCUGAUGAUUGUCAGAUCAUUUGCGAUAUUGAAACUAGCUGACAAGAGAGUGAUAAGAACUCUAAAAGAGCGUGAGAAAUUAGAGGGACCACUAGCCAGGGAAUCGCGGAAGACCCUUCAACUCCUGGAAACAGCUGGUUCUUCAUCCACUCCUAAAACACUGACUCCGAAAACCAUGACUUCCAAGACAAUGACUCCUUCAUCAAGAGCAACAAGAAUUUCAGUGUAAUGGACUCCAUGCAAACCUGUGACUUCUUCUAAGAAAGAAACAAAUAUUACAAUUUAAUGGACUACCAAGGCUUCAACUUCUUCCUCAAGAGUCGAUUCCCAUCAGUGAGCCCAUUGGGCUAUUUCUCACUCCAGCCAGUGCACCAUGGCUGGUACGCCAAAGUCUGUGGUAUGUGCUAUCCUG